CAGCACCGUAUUUGCCCCAACGACUUGCACAUUUCUAGACGCUCUCAAUUCGCAAUCCCUACGGUACACAUGGUGGCAUCUCCCCCUCCACACACAUGACCAGCGGUCUGAUGCGGCGCUUCUGCUCGACGUUUGCCCGCACGCACCCUCAAGCCACGACGACUGCCGCAUGGCUCGCUGCGCCCCGCCUGCUGGCGCUCAAGCAGUACAGGAGGACGCUGACCGAUGCCGGCUGCACACAGGCUCCGGUGGCAAGGCACUGGUUCACGAGCUCGUCGCCAUGCUCGCACCCCGGGCAGGAUGAGUGCGAGAAGAAGCGCAUCCACGAGCGCGACUUGAAGCUGGGAGACACCAUCCGAGUCCUGCACGAACGCCUGCCGACGCUUUUGAUAUCACCGCUCCCCCAGGACAUCCUCUCCCCGCACAUUAGCCUGCACCUGUUUCCCUCGACCCACCCACAUCUGCCGACGGUGAGCGGGCGGUUUUCGUACGUCGCAGCACUGUGGACGGCGCCGGUCGCAUGGGGCCAGGUUCCCGUGGUGGGCAACGUGAAGCUCAGGAUACUGUCUGAGCGCAUGGUGAAGAAUGGCGGGUGCUCGACAGCGAGCAACGUGCGCAACGAGAAGCUGAUUGUGCGGUGGCAGACAUGUGGCAAGUCGGACAGGAAGGAGAACGGGCAGGUCAGCGACGUGGUGGAGAAAAUCACCAGCAUCGUGGCGGGGUCCAAGCGACCACAGCAGGAAUUCACGGGCCUGUUCAAGUUUGAGUUUGACGACGAGGGGCGCAUUCUGAACCACAUCAUCGAGCACACCGAGGAGGGCCAGCACUGGGAUCGGACGGCGACCAUGAUCAGCGUGACGGACUGGCUUCUGGGCCGCGCGUGGGGGCGGAGCGAGGGCAACCCCAGCCUGGCGUUUGUGAGGUGCAAUGAGCGCGGCCAUGGGCGCGGGCGUGGUGGUGACGAGCGGCGAUGAAACGCCAUCAGUCCAUGCUGUCGACGCUGUCGGCUGCUGCCCACUGCUGCUGGUGCGCCCGCCCCUCGAUACUGGUCCUCAGCGUCGCGGGAAAAAUUUUCUACUCUCACCACUCCACACGUGUACAAGACAUGUAAUGCUAGCACCCAGUAAUGACGUUGGUCGUGUACGGCCG
Molecule: messenger RNA, 1149 nt
Organism: Exserohilum turcica Et28A
Lineage: Eukaryota; Fungi; Ascomycota; Dothideomycetes; Pleosporales; Pleosporaceae
Exons: 2
Coding region: 96-974 (292 amino acids)
Source: RefSeq, a predicted model, not a curated record